AUGAUUUGCUUGAAAAAGAAUCCUAGGGGAUAUAAAGAUGAAGACAAAAAAAGUAAAGAAACAAAAGAAACAAAAAGAGCUAAUGCAAAGAUUGUUGUUGAUGAUGCUAAUGAAAAAUUAAUUGUUGAGAUUAAUGAAAAUACUAAAUUACCAUUAUUCCUUGGAAGAGAAGGAAAAGAAUUUAAAGAAGAUGGAACAUUUAUCAAUUUAAGACCAUUUACUGACUCAAAAACAGUUUCACAUCUCCAUGCUCAAAUUGAUUAUGACCCUAAACAACGGGUUUAUCAAUUACUAUCAAUUGGUAGAAAUGGAACACAUAUUGAUGGGGUUGCACAUGUUAAAGAACAAGGAGAAUGUCCUCUUAUUGACCGUGCUAUGAUUCAAAUUGGUGGUUUUAGAAUGAAAUUCGUGUAUUGUUAA
Entamoeba histolytica HM-1:IMSS is the source of this 420-nucleotide messenger RNA. RefSeq lists its product as uncharacterized. The coding region runs from base 1 to 420 and encodes 139 amino acids. Gene Ontology annotation, molecular function: protein binding. The record is from RefSeq and is a predicted model, not a curated record. The transcript is spliced from 2 exons. NCBI's taxonomy places the organism in Eukaryota, Evosea, Mastigamoebida, Endamoebidae.